AUGUCUCCACACCCACCACCAAACCCGAGUUCUCCAUCACCCACCGGCCACACCACUUCAUCCCGCUCCACCUCCUCCAGCUCCAUCCACUCCACCACCCUCCUCACCCCCGGCGGCGCUUCUCCAACUCCCGGCAAUGAGGCAACCCCCACUAGCCUCUACCACAAAACAAUUGCCCUAGACGAGGCCACCAAAGACAUCGUGGGCGAAAUUUCCCAACUGGAGCGAGACUACGCAGACCUCAAGAGCAAGAAGGCCGAGCUGGAGCUGAAGAUAGAGGAGCUGAAGCGCGAUAUGGUGGCGCUGAAUGCAGCGGAGAAAAAGGCCGCAGAGAAAUGCAAGGAAGAACGUGCUUGUCUGGAAGAAUGGGAGAAGAAGUUGGAAUUGUUGAUGGAGAACCUCAAAGAGCUAUAUUCUCACAGCAAGGGUGCAGUGAUGAAGGCCGUAACAGCUGCGUUGCUUUACAUCCCGUUGGUAUCGCUCGGAGUUACAGUGGUCGCGACGGAAGUGGCGAUAGGUUGGAGGAUGGUGUCUUGGGGAGUCGCCGCGGUCAGCCGGUGA
This is a messenger RNA of Pseudogymnoascus verrucosus, 561 nucleotides long. RefSeq lists its product as uncharacterized. The transcript has a single exon. Lineage: Eukaryota; Fungi; Ascomycota; Leotiomycetes; Thelebolales; Thelebolaceae. The record is from RefSeq and is a predicted model, not a curated record. The coding region runs from base 1 to 561 and encodes 186 amino acids.